CAGAAAGAACAGUCAAAAUGCAGACAGGGGACAGGACAAAGCACUAGGGACAAAAUGUAUAAAAAAAUGACAUUUUUUAAAAUUUUCAAAUUUCCCGCCGGUUCCGGCGCCCGUACGUCCCGACGUCCAAGGAACCGGAACACAGAAGCCGGAUGCCGGCAUCGGCCGGAGGAGAUGGCCGGGGACGCUGCAGGGGACACAUCGCGGGAGCGAAGGACAAGGAAUAGGCUCGGGGUUACCGCUUUUGGUACUGAAAUUUUACCCCGAGCUCCACUCGGGAAUACCACU
Molecule: messenger RNA, 288 nt
Organism: Staurois parvus
Lineage: Eukaryota; Metazoa; Chordata; Amphibia; Anura; Ranidae
Source: the annotation of a GenBank genome assembly